This is a messenger RNA of Manis javanica (Malayan pangolin), 4759 nucleotides long. Lineage: Eukaryota; Metazoa; Chordata; Mammalia; Pholidota; Manidae. The record is from RefSeq and is a predicted model, not a curated record.
GGGAGCUCUGCCGGCCAUCAGCGAGACUCAGGCUUUAUUCCAUGUUUAAGUAUUGUGAGGCAAUAUACUGCCUUUAAAAAACAAUUCAUGUUUUAAGCCUUUUGGGUUUGGAGUUUGUUUCCACCCGGCGAGGAAUAGAGGAACACCGGAGAGCAUUUAGCUUUUUGGUUGGACGCUUUGGACGAUUUUCCUGGCGCGCGUGCGUGUUGUGUGUCAAGGGCGGGCUUAAAGGUUCUUCUCUUCCCCACCCAAAUCCUCAAAGCGGUGAAAAUUUUGUUCUCAAGUAUUCUUCCAGAAGACAGUUCUUCUAUUUAUAACUGGGGGACUGCUUACCAAUAAUAUGAAAGGCUCUGAGCUUAGCCCGGAAAAGAAAAAAAAGAUUAAAAUACCAGCGAGAAGACUUCGUGAGAUAGUUUCUCCAAAACAGGGAGAUAAUUUGGCUUUGCUGAAAGACUUGACUUCUGCUAGAAAUUAUCAACAGACUCUAAUAGAAAGUCCCAGUGUGUCAGAAAGGGAUUUUUCUGAAGAUGUUGCAGUACAAGGGUUGCCUUUGGAUAAAAUAGAAGAGAGCAACACAAUAAAAGCAAAUGACAUCUUUAUUUCUCAGUACACUGUAGGAGAGAAAGAUGCUCUAAGAGCAGUUUUAAAGCAAAAAGCUCAAAGUAUGCCUGUUCUUAAGGAAGUAAAGGUACAGCUUUUGGAAGAUACAGGCGUGGAAAAGGCCACUGUUCCUCAGGAGGCUAGAACGCCACCCAGUGGAAUCGAUUCGGCUACAACUGUGGCUGCGGCAACUGCUGCUGCCAUUGCGACAGCGGCUCCACUGAUAAAAGUGCAGAAUGAUUUGGAAGCAAAAGUCAACUCUGUUACAGAAUUACUCAAUAAGUUACAGGAGACUGACAAACAUUUACAAUGUGUUAAAGAGCAGCAAACAAGCAUUCAGAAUAAACAUGAGAAACAACAUUGUCAUGAUCAUGAAAAGCAAAUGAAUGUGUUUAUGGAGCAGCAUAUUAGGCAUCUUGAAAAAUUACAACAGCAGCAAAUAGAUAUUCAGACUCAUUUCAUUAGUGCUGCACUCAAGACUAGUAGUUUUCAGCCUGCUGUCAUGCCUCCUUCUAGCAUAGUAGAACAAUAUUCUGUAAAACCAGACUAUUCUAAUCUUGGUGGCAGUAAUCUAUCUUCACAAUACACAUUUACUUCCAAACCAGCUCCUUCUAGAGAGAUUGAAAAUAUGAGUUUUGAGACACCAGCACCUCGCAGGUUUGUUCCUGUACCUGUUUCAAAGGAUGAUAAAAUAUCAAAGAGGGAAAAUCCCACUGAAGAAAAAGAAAAUAAGAUGUCAGGAAAUGUAAGACUAUUGGAACAAAUUUUGAAUAACCAUGAUUGUUUGACAAGAAAAAGUGAAUCUUCAGACAAAACCUCACUAACUAGAUCAAAAAUAGGAUGGAAUCCUGAGACGAGAGACAGCACUGGCACUCUAUCCUCUCAAAGAUUUCCUUCCUGUGAAGAACUAGAAAUAGCUAAAGUGGCUGUGCAGAAGUCUGAUAAUAUUCUUCAUGAUCUUGGCCAAAAGAGGAUAGAAACAAAUGACAUAUUCCAGCCAAAAGAAUCUCUGAUUAUCUCAAAGCUUGCUGAUCUUCCACAGAAUUCCAUUAGCCUUCAUACCACCAAUACGAGAUCCAUAUUGAAAGAUGCUGAAAAGAUUUUGAGAGGAGUACAAAACAAUAAAAAAGUACUGGAAGAAAACCUCGAAGCUAUUAUUCAUGCAAAGGAUGGAGCUGCCAUGUAUUCAUUUAUCAAUGCUCUAUCUACUAACAGAGAGAUGUCAGAGAAGAUUCGGAUCAGAAAAGUAGUGGAUGAGUGGAUCAAAGCUAUUUCUGCAGAAAUUCAGGAUGAACUGGCAAGGAAAGAUUAUGAACAAAAGAAAUUUGGUCAGACCAAUCCAAGGACCAAGAAAGCUCAGAAUAUGGGUAAAGAUAUUAAAAACAACAUCCAAAACAAAAUGAUAAAAAAUUCUGUAAUUCCAAGGAAACAUGUUCUAAAACAAAAAGAGGAACAUUUUAGAAAUACACCUUGGAGGAGCAUGCCUGCUUCAAGCUUACAGAAAGAAAGAAAAGAAGGAUUUUUGAAAGCAACCACAGUGGUACAAGAUGAAGAUUAUAUGUUACAAAUUUAUGGAAAACCAGUUUAUCAGGGUCAUCGCAGCACUCUUAAAAAAGGGCCCUAUCUCCGAUUUAAUUCUCCAUCUCCUAAGUCUAAAAUACAGAGACCAAAAGUCAUAGAACAAGUUAAAGGUACUAAAGUCAAGUCAAUAAGAACACAGACUGACUUUUACGCAACAAAACCUACUAAGAUGGAUUCUAAACUGCAACAUUCCGUUGCUACGCUGCCUCCUGGUGAUCAACAGUAUUUGUUCAGCCCAAGCAGAGAAAUGCCUAACCUUUCAGGUACACUGGAAGGUCAUCUGAUUCCUAUGGCAAUUCUUUUAGGACAAACCCAAAGUAAUAGUGAUUCAAUGAUACCUGCUGGAGUAAUAGUAAACAAGCCACACCCUGUAACAGUGACUACUUCUAUUCCUCCAUCAUCUCGAAAAACAGAAACUGCAGUAAAGAAACCUAACAUAGCAGUUGUAGAAAUGAAGUCGGAGAAAAAGGAUCCUCCUCAACUUACUGUACAGGUAUUACCAAAUGUAGAUAUUGACAGCAUUUCGAAUGGUAGUGCUGAUGUCAGUCUCUCUCUGCCUAGUCCCAAAGAAACAUCUCCUCUAAAAACCUGGAUACAGACCCCAGAAUUUGCAAAGGUAGAUGAAGAAGAGGUGAAGUUUCCAGGAAAUAACUUUGAUGAAGUAAUCGAUGUCAUACAGGAAGAAGAAAAAUGUGAUGAAAUUCCAGAAUACUCUGAACCUAUUCUGGAGUUUAACAGAAGUGUUAAAGCUGUUUCUACAAAAUACAAUGGCCCUCCAUUUCCACCUGUUGCUUCUACUCUUCAGCCCACUGCUGAUAUUCUAGAUAAAGUAAUUCAGAGAAAAGAAACUUUGGAAAAUAGCUUAAUUCAGUGGGUAGAACAAGAAAUAAUGUCGAGAAUUAUCUGUGGGCUUUUUCCAAUCCAACAACAGGCUGCAGCUAAUGUCAGGGUUUCAGUCAGUGAGGCAAGUGAACCAUCGACUUCUGACAUUGUGGAAGGAACAAGUAGUGGAGUUCUACAGCUUUUUGUUGAUGCUGGGGUUCCUGUGAAUUCCGACAUGAUUAGCCAUUUUGUGAAUGAAGCUCUUGCUGAGACCAUUGCCGUCGUGUUGGGUGACAGAGAGGCAACAAAGCAAGUUCCUGUUGCCACAGGUGUUUCUGGGGAAUUUUCAACAAGCAAAACGUACUUGCCGACAAGAGUGUAUACCCCAGUGGCUACCCCACAGCCAACUCCUCCUCACUCACCUUCAUCAUCUCUUGAGGAGCAUGUAUUGGUAAAAACUCCUGAUUCUUCUCCCUGCAAUUCAGGCCACGAUAUAGCUUUUCCUGUGAAAGAUGUAUUUGCUGAAAAAGGAAAUGAUAUACCUGCUGUCACACUUGUUAAUACUCCAACAGUUACCCCCACUACUACACCACCUCCCUUGGCACCUCUUACCCCAACUUUGUCAGAGGUUUCCAUUGAUAAAUUGAAGAUACCAAGCCCUGAGCUUCCCAAGCCAUGGAGUGAAGGAGACUUGCCACUGGAAGAAGAGAAUCCUAACUCUCUUCAAGAAGAACUUCAUCCAAGAGCUAUUGUAAUGUCUGUGGCCAAGGAUGAAGAACCUGAAAGCAUCAAUUUCCCUGCUCAGUCUGCACCUCCAGAACCAGUUCCUUCUAUGAUGCUGCCUGCUGUCACCAAGGCCGUUUCCCCCAUACAGAUGCCAAGUUCAGAUUCGUCAACAAUGGAAAGCAUCUUGAGCAUUACUGUUACUGAAACUGAAACUUUAGAGAGACCCAUCUCUGAAGGAGAGAUUUUAUUGAAUUGUGGUCAAAAGGUGGCUUCCAAGAUUUUAGGGGAUGUAGGACUGUAUCUGACAAACCUAAAUGAUAGUUUAUCCAGUACUCUGCAUGAUGCCUUUGAAAUGGACUUGGAAAACAGUGUGGGUGAACUCAGUGCAGGACAAAGGCCCAGGCUGACUGCAGCAGCAGAGAGCCUGUUAGUGGGACCUUCUAUUUCUGUUCAGCAGCCUGUUGCUCAUGCAGAAUCUCUGGACCAAAAAUGUGCUCCCAAGCCAAUAUCUCAGCAAUUUGACACAGUUGCAAGUGGUGUUUAUGAAAAUUCAUAUGCUAGUCAUGGUCCAAUGAGUUUGGAAGAAUUGGAGUUGCAGCCAAAUUCUAAGCUUCCUCUUCCCACAGCACUUUUGACAGCACAAGAAAAUGAUGUGAAGUUAAUAACAGCAGCUGAAGAUUUCCCUCAGGUGAUAAAGCAGUACCACUCUUCACUUCUCAGAUGUCCCCUGCCAAGAUGUCUGUGACGCUGCCCUCAGUGAAUCUGGAGGACUGCUUGCAGUCUCCAAUCAUCAGCACCAUCCAGGGGGACACUGACUCCUCAGAAGAAGAUACCUUCUGAAUGGGAAGUGAGAGCCAGCGCAGUGUUUGUGCCACUGGUUUUGAGGUCAUUUUUCUCUGGCAUGAAACCAUCUCUCAGAUUAUCUUGGUCUUUGAGCAUACUCUGAAAAAUGAUUUCUAACUUUGUACUAAUGUGAAAGGCAUAAUUUUGGUGUUUAGGUACUUUUUUAAAUAAAAUAAUUUAAAAAGAA